Molecule: messenger RNA, 1641 nt
Organism: Spirometra erinaceieuropaei
Lineage: Eukaryota; Metazoa; Platyhelminthes; Cestoda; Diphyllobothriidea; Diphyllobothriidae
Source: the annotation of a GenBank genome assembly
AUGAUGGCACGAGUCACGGACAACGGAGCUGUCUCAGGAGGCAUUCGCAGUGGCCAACGGAGUGAAGCAGGGCUGCGUGCUGGCGCCUACCCUCUUCAGUCUUAUGUUCUCUGCCAUGCUGAUGGACGCCCACCGCAACGAACGCCCCCCCCCCCCGGGAUCCGCAUCGCCUACAGGACGGACGGUCAUCUCCUGAAUCAACGGCGGAUGCACUUCCAAUCGCGCGUAUCCACAACCACCGUUCACGAACUGCUCUUCGCCGACGACUGCGCCCUGAACACCACCUCAGAAGAGGAGAUGCAACGGAGCAUGGACCUGUUCUCCGCCGCCUGCGAGAACUUCGGUCUGGUCAUUAACACGCAGCAGACGGUGGUGAUGCACCAACCGCCACCCCACUCAGUCACAGCCCCCAACGCGCCGCCGCAAAUCAGCGUGAACGGAACCCAACUGCAAGUGUUGGAGAACUUCCCGUACCUGGGCAGUACUCUCUCCCGCAACACCAAGAUCGACGACGAAGUCGACAACAGGAUCUUGAAAGCCAGUCAAGCCUUCGGUCGCCUCCAAAGCACAGUUUGGAAUCGUCACGGUUUUCGGCUGAGCACGAAGCUGAAGAUGUACAAGGCCGUCAUCCUGCCGACACUACUGUAUGGAGCGGAGACCUGGACGGUGUACGCAAAGCAGGCACGUCGUCUGAACCACUUCCACCUCAGUUGUCUUCGUCGCAUCCUGAGGCUGAACUGGCAGGAUCGAAUCCCCGACACUGAUGUGCUGGAACGGACGGGAAUCCUCAGCAUCUACACCAUGCUGAAGCAAAUUCAGCUGCGCUGGAGCGGCCACCUGGUGCGCAUGGACGACGAGCGACUACCCAAACGACUCUUCUACGGAGACGUCGCGACGGGUUCUCGCCGUCAAGGAGGCCAGAUUCGCCGUUACAAUGAUACCCUGAAGUCCUGCCUGAAACGCCUGCAAAUCAACCCCACCAACUGGGAGGAGCUCGCACUCGAUCGACCGACCUGGAGGAGGACAGGGAAGACAGGCGCUGCGAUCUACGAAGCCAACCGCAUCGCUGCCGCCAAAGCGAAACGUGAAGCCCGCAAAUCACAACUUCGCCCAGUACGCAACGCCGCCGCACAACCGCUUCCAACGUGUCCUCGAUGUCAACGGACAUUCCGGGCUCGAAUCGGACUUGUUGGACAUCUUCGGAUUAACUGCGCCUCUCGAACGGCACCAACCAUCGUCCCCCCGCCCGCCUCUUCCUCCUCCUCCUCUCCACCGCCAACUUACUUUGACAAUUCUUCUAACCCACCACUUCCAUCAUCCUCCCCCUCCUCCUCCUCGCCCACAGCUCCAACGGCGGCCGCUCAGGCGACUGUCCCGCGCACAACAACCGACACUACCACCACCUCCCCCGACUCCAACGAUAAGGAUCAGGACUACACCUGCCCUUACUGCGACCGCACCUUCACCUCACACAUCGGUCUGGUCGGUCACUUGCGAAGCCAUCGCAGAGACUGGCGAACCAGUGCCUGGCGCACCAACCUACACCCACCGCACUCGCCUCCACUGCCCACACUGCCCUCGCACCUUCCGGCAUCGCAUGGGCCUUUUCGGCCACAUGCGCAUACACGAGAGCGGCCUUGA